Molecule: messenger RNA, 3263 nt
Organism: Gracilinanus agilis (Agile Gracile Mouse Opossum)
Lineage: Eukaryota; Metazoa; Chordata; Mammalia; Didelphimorphia; Didelphidae
Gene: IL12RB2
Product: interleukin 12 receptor subunit beta 2
Exons: 14
Coding region: 1-3057 (1018 amino acids)
Cellular component (GO): membrane
Molecular function (GO): cytokine receptor activity; protein binding
Source: RefSeq, a predicted model, not a curated record
AUGGCCCAUGCUGCUGGAGGCUACUCAGCGGCCCUCAUUUUAUUCAUCACAUGGCUGUUAAUGAAAGCAGAAAUUGACGUCUGCAAGAGAGGAGACGUCAAGGUGAGCCCGGCCUGCGAGGUCCCGCUGGGCACCCCCGUCUGGGUUUCGUGCUCUCUGAAGGCCAACCGAAGCUGCUCGCCCCCUUCCGACUUCCAGAAGUUAAUCCUCUACCAAAAGGGGCAGCGGCUGAGCACGCUGAACAGGCUCUCCUCGCUCAACGUCCAGGUCUCUGACCUCCACCUGGGAACCACCUUGUUCAGGUGCACCAUCUCGUGCGGCGGCCACGAGGAGGACCACGUGUGUGGGAAGGAAGUGUCCGUGGGCCUCACCCCUGAGCAGCCCCAGAACCUGUCCUGCGGCCAGCUCGGAGCGCGUGGGACCGUGGCGUGCACCUGGGCUAAAGGCAGAGAGACCCACGUGUACACCGAGUACACCUUGCGGUUGACGGGGCCGAGCGGCUUACAUUUGGAGAAACGGGGCGCUCUGGAUCAUGACGAUUUCGACCUCGGAAUAAGCCUGAGCCCAGAUUCUCCCGACGCCAGUUACACGGCCAGAGUGAUGGCCACAAACAGCCUGGGGAAUUCUUCCUCCUCCCUUCCCUUCGUGUUCUCCUUUGUGGAUGUAGUGAAGCCUCUUCCUCCGAGUGGUGUCAGAGCUGACUUUCCCAAUAUGGCGGCCAACUUCUGUGCCUUGCAGUGGCAGGACCCAGGACCAGUGAUGCUCAACCGCCUCCAGUUCAGGCCGGUCAAUGGGAGCUCCUGGGAAAUGGUUCAUGUUACUAAUGCUGGAGGAAGGUACAAUCUCUACAACCUGAAACCAUUUACAGAGUAUGAAUUUCAGAUCGCCUCCAAGUUUCAUCCUAUCAAAGGAAAAUGGAGUGAUUGGAGUGAAUUGUGGAGGACUCAGACUCCAGAAGAAGAGCCCGUGGGAAUGCUGGACGUGUGGUACACCCAGGAAGACCUAGAAGGGGGCCUGCAAAGGAUUUCUCUGUUUUGGAAGAACAUGAGCGUGGCAGAAGCGCGGGGCACCAUCCUCCGGUACCAGGUGGUGGUCCGGGAGAUGCCCAGCUCGGCCGAGCUGCCCACCCUGAAGAACUCCACCGUGCACAAGUACUGGACCACCGAGGUGCCCCAGAAGGACUAUGCCGCGGCUGUUUCUGCUGUUAACUCCAAAGGCUGCUCCCCUCCCGCCUGGAUCUUCAUCCCCCGCCAGCCCAGGGAAGCUCCUCGGGACGUCCUGGCCCAAGCCCAGGGGACGCACGGCAUCAGGCUGACUUGGGAGCCUCCUGGCCCGGCUGCCGCUGCUGUCAAGGAGUAUUUGGUGGAGUGGAAAGAGCCGGGCGCCGGCGGCAACGCGUCUUCUGCUGUCCACUGGCUGCGGCAGCCCCCCGGCAACACGUCGGCCAUGAUCUCAGGUAAUGAGCCCGCCGGCCUCCCUCAGGACCGCCAGCCGGGUUGUGGCGAGCCGGGGAAGCCAUGCCAGGCGGUGAGUCCUUGUUCAGCUUUUAUGAAGCGCCUCGUGUCGGCGGGGAGCCGGGCCGAAGCCGAGGUCCGAGCCCCAAAGGCCGCUGCGCAGAGAGGGAGCUGCGUCUCACAGCGCCAAAGCGCCAACGGCUCCUGUAGGUGCCUAGGACCGGGCGGGAGAGGCGCGAGGGGGACGGCGGCCUGCCGGGCCCGGCGCUCCGCUCUGGCCCUGACGCUGCAGCAUCCGCCUGAGUCUGAACACAGACAAGAGAAAAAAUGGCCAGCCCUGAAGUCACCGGAGCGAGUCCUUCCGGUGUGGGAGGAACAUCAGGGGGCACAGAAAGAAGCAGGCGCGUCGGCAGCAAAUGCCAAUGGCCCUGACUCCCCCCACCAACAUGACGGGGCUGGAGCUGGCCCAGAGUGUCCUGCCCGAUGGGAGCGCCGCAUCUUCAGGCGAAUGUGGAGCUUUUUAGUGGGAAAGACGGAGCAGCAGCCCGAAGAGCCAUGCCGUAAAGAAGAUUCAGAACUUGGGGAUGGGCCGGAGGCAGAGGAGUCCGAGGUCAGCCGGGAACAUCGCCGGCAGCCUGACCUGAGCAUCCAUGCUGAGCCUUCACGUCUUUAUUGUAUCCGGCUCGUCGGUGAGAGCCUCGGUCACUCGGAAGAGUUCUGCCCAUCAGCCCCGGUGGGUGAAGGACGCCUCUGUGGAGCCCCCGUGGAGCUGAGCCACUGGUGCCAAGCACACGUCCACAUGGACUCUGAAGACGGACAGGCGGCCGAGGCCGGAAUGAGGCAGGAAGAAGAAGCAGGGCGUUGCUAUGCUCCCGACUGGAACUUUUUGGUGGUGCCCAUUACAGCAGCUCUCAUCAUGGUGGGGAUUUUAUCUGUGCCUCGUAUUCGAGCGAAAGUGAUGUCUGUCCUCUCUACCCUAAAGCCCCAAUGGUAUAAUCAAGAGAUUCCAGACCCAGCAAACAGCAUGUGGGCCAAGAAAUUUUCCAUCAUUGAGGGGGACAUUCAGUUCCAUUUGGACGAUCUUUCCAACAACUGUUGGACCAUUUCUGAAGACCCCGAAACUCUUGAAAUCAAAGAAGUUCUCCAAAGAGCAGCCCCGACUCUCCAGGAGACGUGUCGCACUGGCUGGCCAAGACACCCCAACUUCCUCGGGACAGAAGGAGAAAGCUGGCUUCUGAUCCCGAAGCCCCCCAACGUUGGGGCAGAACGUGGGGCCGCCCAGUAUUGGGUCCCUGGGACGGGCCAGGCUGAGAGAGGAAAGGAGGCCGAUCCAUACAAGGCAAUGGGCUCGGGGGGACCGGCAUCCCGAGCCCCGAAGGCAGGAGAGCCCGCCAGCCGCCUCGGCGAUGUCCCAGCCAGCGGGGAUUACCUGCCUUCCAACCUGGACGACGUGCCUUCCGUGGCCGCCGACCCGCUAGAAGAGGGCGAGCUGCAGGGCCUCUCCUUCUCCGUCUUCCCAAAGGGCUCUUUCCUGCCCCUCCUCUGCGGAGAGAAGCUGACCCUGGACAGAGUGAAGAUCCGCUCUGGACCCGCGAUUCACUGACGCCGCAUCCUGCGGGGCUCUGCCGGGAGCCGCCGUCGGCCUUCCCAUCUCACGGGCUGGUGAGCUUGGAGGAAGCCACGUCGCUCCCUCCCGUGGCUGGCACCCGCACCAGAGCGUGGGGGCCUUUCCCCGCCUGGGCCCCCCCAGCCAGCUGGAGGAACCAAGGACGACGCGCUGAUAAAUAUGAAAAAUGAUAAAUGCUUGUA